AUGAUGCUGGAGCUGACAAUUUUGGUUUCUGUGGCCUUGUUGGCUUGCAUUGUGGUCCUUGUUUUUGGAUGUUCUUGUUUUGGAAAGUCCCCUCCUUUUAAAAGUUUUGAGGAUGAACCUGAGGACCCUCGUGAACCUUAUGCAGAAAGCAGUGGCAACCAAGAUGGAGAUAACACAUCCUUGGUUACUUUUGAGCCCCUCCCAGACAUUUUGGCGAAGGCAAUACCUUCCACCACAGCGCUGAGGCCACGUAUUACCUGCAUUGCAACUGAUGAAGAGGAUUUUACUCCUCGGAUUGUCCCCAUCCAACAAGCAUUUCCUCGAAAGCAGUUGACUUACAUCACUGAGAUGGGAAUGGGAUGGUUUGGUCAGGUAGUUCAAGGUGUGGCUGAUAAUGUACUGGUUGGAAUUCGUCAAAGUAAGGUAGUUGUACAAGUUUUGAGAGAUGAUGCUUCUGCUCUGGAAAUGCAGAAAUUUCUUCAAGAAGUUGCUGUGUAUAGAGCUAUUGAUCAUCCCAAUAUCUUGCGUCUCCUUGGCAUGUGCACUGAAGCCAUACCAUUUCUGGUCCUUUUUGAGUAUUUUCCAUUAGGUGAUUUGAAAACUUACCUGAUAGAAAAUGAAAAAGACAUAGCUUAUCAUAAGCAAAGAAAGAUUCUUUUGAGAUUUGCUAUUGAUAUUGCCUGUGGAUUGGCUUGCCUUCAUCGUCAUAAUUAUGUCCAUUGUGAUCUUGCCCUUAGAAAUUGUCUGGUAACAAAUGAUUUAAAUGUAAAGAUUGGAGAUUAUGGGCUUUCAGAGGAAAAAUUUAAGGAGGAUUAUUAUGACACUGGAUGUGAUCUUCUACCUGUUCGUUGGAUGGCUCCUGAAACACUUACCUUGCAAAAAGGUGUGUGGCGAACAAAGCCUUUCACUGUUCAAGCGAAUAUUUGGUCUUAUGGUGUCACAAUGUGGGAAAUGACGCAAUUGUGUCGCCAGCCUUAUCAUUGGCUUACUGAUGAACAAGUCUUGGAGAAAGUCAUCUCAAAAAGGACAGAGUGUUUGCCACUACCAUAUUAUGCUGAAGAUAAGCUCAAUAUAUAUGAACUCAUGAAAAUGUGUUGGCGAGAAGAAGGAGAAAGACCCACUAUUGAAGAACUUCACAAAGAUCUGCUUAACUUGCAAAUCUCUCUUAAAUACAUGGAAGAAGUUGAGUUUGAAAAGAACUGGGAUUUGGACAAUCUUGAAGACAGUGAUGAAUCACCUCCCCAUGAGACACCACUUUCCAGUCAUUCAAAAUAUUCAACUAGCCAAGAUCUUACUACAAUUGGCAAAUUGGGGGAUUACCCUGAAUCAUCAUCAUCAUUAGCAGCAGCAUCACAUCAAGAAAGAUUUUAUAAUGAUCUUCUGGAAAGACUUUCAUCCACAGAAUCUUACCAUUUGCCUUUAUAUGAUGAACCAGAAGAAGACAGUUGA
Messenger RNA from Acanthosepion pharaonis, 1449 nucleotides. The record is from the annotation of a GenBank genome assembly. NCBI's taxonomy places the organism in Eukaryota, Metazoa, Mollusca, Cephalopoda, Sepiida, Sepiidae.